Solanum lycopersicum (tomato) is the source of this 2554-nucleotide messenger RNA. RefSeq names its product probable serine/threonine-protein kinase PBL25. Gene Ontology annotation, molecular function: ATP binding; protein kinase activity. Lineage: Eukaryota; Viridiplantae; Streptophyta; Magnoliopsida; Solanales; Solanaceae. The record is from RefSeq and is a predicted model, not a curated record. Gene Ontology annotation, biological process: protein phosphorylation.
GUGAUUUUUGCUUACUGGUAUUCCGUGAAAUCAGUCGAGGUGCGCAAAAGCUGGCUCGAAUACUCCUUGUAAAUUAACAACUAUUUAAUUCAAGACAAUCUAAAAAGCACUUAUUGUGGGUCACAGCUUUUUCUUCUUUGUUUGGGCAGCAUACCCUCGUGUCUCAUCUCCUAUAGUUAGGAGCAUUUGAAAGAGUAUUUUCGCCGCGAAACAUAAAUUUAUGUUUUAAAGAAAUUAAAUUUAUAAUAAAUUAUAAGCCUGAAUCAAUAAAUUUUAAAAUACAAUUUAAAAAUCAUAAAAUUGAAUCCAUAAUGUAUAAAUCUUGUACCCACAAUUAAGUAUAAUAAUACUUUUGACUCUAUAUAUCUUUAAUAUUUCACUAAUUGUACAAAGUAUGUUGAGCUAUAAACGUGUCGAGCACUUCUCCAUAUAAAUGUACUAAAAGAAAACACUCUUUCAGAAAUACCAAUUCAUGUAAUACAUUUUUUUUCUUUUAUAAAUAUUAGUACGUCGACAUUAACCGUUGAAGUUUAUGAAUUUUAAAUUAAAUUUUUUUUUAACUAAGUUAAUACUAUAAUAUAUUAAUAGAUAUAAUUAACAUCGACACUGCUUAUAAAAAAUUCGUAAAACGCGUUCUCUCUCACACAGCUUUAACCAAACAUUCCUCCAAACCCUCAAAUCCAUUAAAUCUCCAUUUUCUACGGAUAAUUUCAAUAAAAAAAAAAAAAAAGAACAUGCUGCCAUCACCUAUCCUUUCUGACUCCAGCUAAACAAAAAUGGAUCAUUUAGAGAGAGAAAAAAAAAACAAUUCAUUCAAAUUUUAAUUAAUUAGCCAAAGACAGAUAAUUCCUAAUUAUAUACAUAUAUUUAUAGAGACCAUCUUCCAUUAAUUUCAUUCUUGGGUCUCUGCAUUUUCAUAAACAAGACCCGUAUUUUCUUGAGUCUUUUUAUAGCAAGCAACCUUUAUGUCUUCAACAUAUUAUUUUUUGUAAUAGGAAGAAGAAGAAAAAAUAGGAUCAAGAUUGGAGAACUUGGUUGUUUUUUUUGUUGUUCAUUUUUUAGAAUAAAAGACAUGAAUUGUUUUUCAUGUUUUUCGUUUAAUGAGAAUAAAACAUCUAAUAAUAAAAAGAAAAGAAAAGAAACAUCAACUUCUGUUCAUCCUCAUAGAGAAAAUCUAUCACCAGAACAAGCACAGCCUUUUUCUAAGACAAAGACGCAACAUAAGCCACAUUCUCAACCGCCGCAACGAACACAUCCAGAAAAUAUAAUAAACCAAACGGUUGGUAAUUAUAAGAAGGAUGAAGAAAACAAGAAUAUUGCAGCUCAAACUUUCACUUUUAGAGAACUUGCAACUGCUACAAAGAAUUUCCGCCAAGAAUGUCUAAUAGGUGAAGGUGGAUUUGGAAGAGUUUACAAAGGUCACCUUGAUAGAACUGGCCAGGUUAUAGCAGUGAAACAGCUUGACCGUAAUGGAUUACAAGGAAAUAGAGAAUUUCUUGUAGAGGUGUUGAUGUUGAGCCUUCUUCACCACAAUAAUCUUGUCAACCUCAUUGGUUAUUGUGCUGAUGGAGAACAAAGACUUCUAGUUUAUGAGUAUAUGCAACUGGGAGCCCUUGAGGAUCAUCUAUUUAAUGUUUCAGGAGAAGGAAGUCCAUUAGAUUGGUUUACAAGGAUGAAAAUAGCAUCCAAUGCAGCAAAGGGUCUAGAAUAUUUACAUCAUAAAGCAAAUCCACCAGUCAUAUAUAGAGACUUGAAAUCCUCAAAUAUUUUAUUGGAUAAAGAAUAUAAUGCUAAAUUAUCAGAUUUUGGUUUAGCAAAACUUGGACCAAUGGGUGAUAAUUCACAUGUAUCUUCCAGAGUUAUGGGAACUUAUGGUUAUUGUGCUCCAGAAUAUCAAAGAACAGGACAACUUUCUGUUAAAUCUGAUGUUUAUAGCUUUGGUGUUGUUUUAUUGGAGCUAAUUACUGGAAAAAGAGCUGUUGAUCCUACUAAAAAUGGACAUGAACAGAUCUUAGUGGCUUGGGCGGAACCAAUUUUCAAAGAUACAAGUAGAUAUUCAGAAUUGGCAGAUCCGUUAUUUAAAGAAGAUGUUCCAAAAAGAAGUUUUAAUCAAGCGGUUGCGAUCGCUGCCAUGUGUCUACAAGAAGAUCCGACCGUUCGUCCAUCGAUCAGUGACGUGGUUACUGCUCUCACAUUCCUUUGGGCCGAAUCGGGUAAAGGGUUCGGGUCACCGGUUUCUCCGGUUUCUACCUCAUUGCCCGUUUCAUCGUCUGAUAAUGAAGAAAGUCAUGAAGAAAAAAAGAUUAUAGAACGAGAAAAAGCGGUUGCAGAAGCCAUUGAAUGGGGUUCGAAUUCAAGAACUCAAAACGAAAGACUACCAUAAUCUUUCAUAGUGACAUACGUAAAAUUUUGCGCAAACUAAAACAAUAUUAUCGAUUUAAUGUCAUAAUUGUUCGACCUGUAAUUGUAAGUGAGUUCUGAGACUAUAUAGAGUGGUCUUAAAGACUUUAUUAAUUACUUGAUAUCUCAAAAUUAAUAUUUAUUUUCUACGUUA